AUGGGUGAAUACGCCCUUGAAGGCGCCUGUCAAGCUCACAACAUGACCAAAGUUCACACCUUCUCUUUCUCUCUCACACCUUAUUCCAGACUGGUGGAGGGCUGCAGAAUGAACUUCCUCGAACUGCCUAACGAACUUCUCCUCGAAAUCGGGACGUAUCUCCAGCUCGAUCCUCUGGACACCAUAACGCAGGCUGCCCAGACUUGUCGACGGCUCUAUGAUAUCUGGAUAUCACAAAUCCUUGCCGAACGCGUCGCCACCAUCAAGUCAAUGAUGCUUGCAAGGAAGGUGUUAAUCUGCGACCGUCGUGAAGUUAUGACCCAUACUACAUUCGAACCAGGAGCGCCCUUUCAAGGCUCGUAUUUCCAGGCAAUCAUCCAGGUUCACCCCGCAAUAAAAAAGAAGGAACUGGCCGCGAUUCGUUCCUUUAUAUGUCGCGUAACGACUCUUGAAUGCGCAGACAUACAACUUUGGGAUUUCAACGACAUUCCGAAGCUGGCGUACAUCCUGAGGGCGUGUGCGGAACGGCCAAAUCUGCAGUUGGAUGUCACGAACAUGUAUCCGCGCGCCUGGGACGCCGGCAAAGAAGGAGGCCCGUUCGCGUUCGAUUUCUCGCAGCACAACCCCAUACUUUCUUCUGCCCCGAAUCCCUCGACUUCUACAAACCGAAUGACGAAGCUUUUCUUCGACGUGUUUCGCCCUCUUUUCACCCUAUGGCCACGGCGAAGCAUAACAUGCAAUGGAAAUACGACAAAGGUCCCUCCCGGCGCCUCUUCACCCCCCGCCACGUAUGGCACUUCGUAUACAGUUAUUCCGCGCAAACCAAGACAUACCAUCGCAGUCUCUCGUAAACCCUUACUCGCAGGAAUCUCAUUCGACGGAAGCGAAUGGUUUUCUGCCUCGUUAUAUCCAUGGACCAUCCACACCCUCAAUAAUGCGCCUAUUACGCGACUUUCUGUUGACAAGACCUCACUUACCCUCUUCGACUGGUGUCAUAUCCUCCCUUCGAUCACCAUGUCUUCAUUAACACAGCUGACGAUUGGGAACCUCUCUAUCGCUUUCCCAGAUCUCCGCUCGUUCCUCCAACGCCACCCUACUAUCACAACCCUCGACCUUGCUGGGAACCAAGCUGUCGGAGUGGUCGAUCUUCCAGCAGCGGAUUCGGACCCGUCAUUCCUUCCGUCCCUCCAAUCCUUGACUGCCAACUCUCAAUACAUGCUCCCAUUCGUUCAAUACCAGGACCGUGGCAAUUUUUCGCUACUUCACAAACUCCACGUGAAGCCGCUGCGAAGCACGAGUGCACCGUCGGAGAGAGAUUACCCUUACCCGGUCGAUCAUCUCUACCCAAUCUUCGACGCUAUCGGACGCAACCCGGACAGAAAGCUCGCUUUGGUCAUCGACAUGCUGGAUUCCAGUGGACUCCUUGACUGGUUGAUGCACCGUUCAUCAAAUGAACCGAUGCCAUUGAACGACGACAACUCAGCCCACUCUCAUCAUCCGCUUCCGGGUCUUGAAGAGCUGCGCGUCGGUGCUCGACUGGAUAAAUUACUGAGCACCCGACUGCUUUGGGACAGAUGCCCCAAUCUAACUGCAAUCAAACUGGGCAGAGAGGGCCGGUCGGAGGAGGCUGUCCUGACGAGGUCUUGGCCGCUAGAUGACGCCGCCCCAAGCAUUGCUCCUAACAUAUAG
Cyclocybe aegerita is the source of this 1689-nucleotide messenger RNA. NCBI's taxonomy places the organism in Eukaryota, Fungi, Basidiomycota, Agaricomycetes, Agaricales, Hemipholiotaceae. The record is from the annotation of a GenBank genome assembly.